This is a messenger RNA of Parascedosporium putredinis, 1740 nucleotides long. Lineage: Eukaryota; Fungi; Ascomycota; Sordariomycetes; Microascales; Microascaceae. The record is from the annotation of a GenBank genome assembly.
AUGCUCCGACACACCUUCCUCGCCCUCUGGCUGUGGGUUACCGGGGUCUUGGCCCUCAACGCGUCCGAAUGGGCCAAGCAGUCCAUCUACCAAGUUCUCACGGAUAGGUUCGCGCGGACAGAUGGCUCGACUAGCGCUUCGUGCACGCGGAGCGAAUACUGUGGUGGAACUUGGCGGGGCUUGAUCAAUAACCUCGACUAUAUCAAGGAGAUGGGAUUUACCGCUCUAUCACGGCUUCUGGGCCCGAGACUUCAACUCCUCAACAGCCGCUUCGGCACGGCGGCCGACCUCAAGGAUCUCUCGGUCGCACUCCACAGUCGAGGCAUGUACCUCAUGGUCGACAUCGUCGCCAACCACAUGGCUUACGCCGGCUGCAGGACCUGCGUCAACUACGGCACCCUCAGCCCCUUCAACUCCCAAUCCUACUACCACAGCCCCUGCGCCAUCGACUACUCGAGCCAGACCUCGGUCGAGCAGUGCUGGCAAGGCAGCAACAACGUCGCCCUCGCCGACCUGCGCACCGAGGACGCCGGCGUCCGCUCCUUCUUCAACCAGUGGGUCUCGGACGUGGUGUCCACCUACGGCAUCGACGGCCUGCGCGUCGACAGCGCCAAGCACCAGGAGUCGUCCUUUUGGCCCGACUUCGAGACCAGCGCCGGCGUCUUCAUGCUCGGCGAGGUGUACGAGGGCGACCCGGCCAAGUUCCUCCCGUACAUGAGCUCGUUCCCGGGCCUGCUCAACUACCCCGUCUGGUACUGGGUGCAGCGCGUGUUCCAAAGCACGAGCGCCACCGUCGCCGAGCUCGUGGCCGGCAUCAACACCAUGAAGAGCGGCACGAGCCGCACAAACUACCUCGGCUCCUUUCUCGAGAACCACGACCAGCCCCGCAUGCCCGCGUGGACUUCGCAGUCGAGCGACGCCGCCCUAAUCAAGAAUGCGCUGGCCUUCACCGUGCUGGCGGACGGGAUCCCCGUCAUCUACCAGGGUCAGGAGCAGAAGCUCGCCGGCGGCAACAUCCCCAACAAUCGGGAAGCUCUGUGGCUGACGGGGUUUAAUCGGCAGGCCGAGUUGUACACGUACAUUGCGGCCCUCAACCGGUUCCGCGCCGCCGUGAUUGCGCGGGACGCGCGGCACACGACCUACCAGGCCGUGCCGUGGCAGGUCGUCAGCGUCUUUAAUAAUAUCGGCUCCUCUGGCGGUUCCUACUCCGUUUCGCUGGCCACUAGCUCUACGGGCUUCGCGGCUAAUCUGGGGCUGGUGGAUGUGAUUGCCUGCGAGGCUCACACCACGAGCUCGAGCGGCGGGCUGAGCUUUACCAUGGGCUCGCUACCCAAGUACCGCGUCCUCCACGGUAACAUCAGCUUCCAGUGCCUCGAGCACGACAUCUGCUGUGUGGGGAACCACAGCAGCCUCGGAAGCUGGGAUACCAGCCGCGCGAUUACGCUGAGCGCGUCCCAGUACACGAGUAGCAACCCCAUCUGGACGGGCACGGUCAACAUCCCGGCCGGGACUGCGAUCCAGUACAAGUUCAUCAACGUGGCGAGCGGCGGGGGUCACUUGGGAGGCCGACCCCAACCGGGCGUUCGCGGUCCCCGCAACUUGCGGGACAACGACGGCCGCGGUUCAGGGCUCGUGGCAGUGAACGAAAGCGGAGUUGCGGCUGAGGUCGGCACUUGCCAGGAGGGAGCUUCUUCGACGAGCUCCCCAGAAAUGUUAGAAAUCACAUCGAGGCAGAGCUAG